AAAAAAGAAGAAGAAUAUCAUCUUAUCCUCCCAAAACGAUCCAUCUCCUCCUUCCGAAUUGGGAAAAGAGGGUGAGCAGUACUUCUGCUACCAUCAUUCACAAUAUACAUACACUAUACAUACAAUGGAGACUUCAACAAAAGAUGAUUCUUCACACCAAGACACCGCAAAAUGCGUGUCAACUCACCUGGUUUCCAACUGUUUGGUGGUGUUGCCUCUCACUGUUCCUCAGUUUAUUCACAACCCUUUUGUAUCUCCUUCAAGUGUGUCAAAACAGCCCUUUUGUGCAGUCAAGAAGUUAAAGAUUCAAUCUUUUGUGGAAGAAACUACAGCCCAUGUUCUUGAUAGCUUUCGGGAUUCCGUUGUGUGUGCUGCUAACAGGUGUGGCAAGUUUCUUGAGAUGAUUGCUUCUCAGAAUCCCUUUUUUGGUAAAGUGGUCUCUCUCUCCUCUGACUUCCAAGGCUUCUGUCAGAUUCAUCGCAGAAACUACAGGAGUUUGAAUACUCUGCCCAAUCACAAUUUUGCAGCUAUUUUACCGGGAGAUUCAGUAGCUGGACUUGUGGCAGCUAAUGGAAUUCUUAAUUUUUUGAACAUUUAUAAUACUCUUUUAGUUUGCAGGCUUGUUCUAACCUGGUUCCCAAACUCUCCGCCUGUCAUAGUAAAUCCUCUCAGCACUUUAUGUGACCCGUACCUGAACGUAUUCCGAGGACUUAUCCCGCCACUAGGAGGUACUUUGGAUCUUUCACCUAUUCUUGCAUUUCUUGUUUUAAAUGCAUUCACAAGUGCUGCUACUGCACUUCCUGCCGAACUUCCAUCUGAAGGAGCAUCUCCACGAGCUGCAUCAUCUCGAUCAGAAUUGUUUCAUCUUACAUCAUCACAAGAGAAAUGGGCGAAAAGGUUUGCUGCUAAAAGCGCAAAGAGCUCCAGCAAUGAUAACUAAUCAUGGCAAUCACAUAUUUUUCUUUUCUUUGCAUCGCAGCUUAACCCUGCUAUUUACUUUGUAUACAACUUUUUUACGAUUCUUUGAGUUUCUGAGAUAUAGUAUGUACGAGGACCUGAACACUCCCGAGUAUAGUAGAUUCUUUGAUAUCAUAUGUUCUAGGUUCGAUUGA
Molecule: messenger RNA, 1112 nt
Organism: Daucus carota subsp. sativus
Lineage: Eukaryota; Viridiplantae; Streptophyta; Magnoliopsida; Apiales; Apiaceae
Product: ylmG homolog protein 2, chloroplastic
Exons: 3
Coding region: 125-940 (271 amino acids)
Biological process (GO): chloroplast fission
Cellular component (GO): membrane
Source: RefSeq, a predicted model, not a curated record